AUGGCCAAUUUCAGAUCCCUCGAUUACCUUCGUUUCAUCACUAUUACCGGCGUUUCUGUCAUCAUCGGCGCAGGAUGCGACGGCGGAGGGGAAACGGGGGUUGCCACGGUGAAGAUGACGGCGGGGACAGCUUCGGUGCAGAAGAGUAAAGAGAGUGAGGGUGUUGGAGUGGUGAUGAUGAAGAAGGUGAAAAGAGAAAGAGGACGGUCUACUGCUAAAGAUUGGAAAAUGCCGCCUUCUACUGCCGGGAAGUGUAGUUCCAGGGUUCUUCUCUUUGGUAAUUUUUUUGAUUUUGAUGGAGUUUGUAUUGUACUGCAACUAUUUGUUGUAUUUGUGUAUUGCAGGUAUUGA
Molecule: messenger RNA, 351 nt
Organism: Spinacia oleracea (spinach)
Lineage: Eukaryota; Viridiplantae; Streptophyta; Magnoliopsida; Caryophyllales; Amaranthaceae
Exons: 2
Coding region: 1-351 (116 amino acids)
Source: RefSeq, a predicted model, not a curated record